Molecule: messenger RNA, 1733 nt
Organism: Candoia aspera
Lineage: Eukaryota; Metazoa; Chordata; Lepidosauria; Squamata; Candoiidae
Product: ankyrin repeat domain-containing protein 9-like
Exons: 1
Coding region: 532-1425 (297 amino acids)
Molecular function (GO): protein binding
Source: RefSeq, a predicted model, not a curated record
CUAGGCUGGAUUGUAAAAGAGACUGAAUGAUCAUGGACAUUAUCUUGGGAGCAUUUAAAAAGCAGGAUUUUCACCCAAGCCAAACAAUGGCUUCCUUUUCAAAGCUAACCAUAAUCCUCUCUAAACAGAUUCCUCUAAUCAGAUUGCUUCAUCUAUUUUUUUUUUUUUUAAUCACAAUUGUUGGCAUUCUGCUAACCUUGUAGAGAACUGAUUUCACAUGCUGCCUGCUUGCAUGGCAAUGGUUAACUGAGCUGGCGUGAUUGUGCUUACCUCAACAAAAUCACCGCAGUGAGAAAGGGAAAACAGUGAAUGGGUGGAGAUGAGCAGCCCGUCAGAGAAGAGCUAUGCAUUCUGGCUGGUGCAGCCCAGAGCAGGCUGCUGCAACGACAGCCUGAAGGUGCAGCAGCCUCUGGAAUCUGCACUGAAACUGAAUGCCAGCUUUCUACUGCAUGGAGAAUUAUUAUUAUUACCACUACUACUAUUAUUGUUGUGAUUAUUUAUUUUUGCACAAAAGAGUUUGCUCCUUGAAAUAUGGCCAGUGGUAAUACAUCUAGUUUACAGGAUGCCCAGAGCAGGCAUUGCAAGUUUCUGUCCUAUAUGUUCUACCAGGCUGUCCGAGAUCACAAGCCUGUGUGGAUGCUGGAGGACAUGAGGACUAUGGAGCAUUUCUACUGGGAGGAGAAUGCCAACCUGAGGACAUAUUCCCCUUCAGAAGCCCUGCUAUAUGCUGUGGUGCACAAUCACCUGCCUUAUGCCCAGUAUCUGCUGUCUCAUUUUCCGGAAGAGGCUCUCAAAGUUCCUGGAGAGCAUUUCUGCUAUUGCCCAUCCUCUGCUCCUCAUUUAGCAAUGGCUGUAACCUAUGACAGGAGAGACAUCCUGGGGCUGAUCAUCAGCAUCGCACACAAGCUGCCUAGCCUGAACUCUUACAUCAAUAGGACUGGCUGUUUUCAUCUGGAAGACGGCAAGACCCCUCUGCAUCUUGCCUGCGAGCUCCUGAGAUCAGAGACUGUUCUCAUCUUGCUAGGAAAUGGAGCCUCUCCUAGGAUAGAGGACAGCAAAGGGCUCACUCCACUGGAUGUAAUCCUGGAACAGAUGUGGGAUUCCAAAGUCAAUGUGGCUUCCAAGAAGCUCUGCCUCAAUUACCUCUUGCUCUUCAUGCCGAGCCCCCGGUUCAAGAUGCAGAAGGUCUUGCGGGAACAUCCUGAACACUGGGCAGUGCUGCUUGGAGAGGACAAGUUCAACAGCCUGGUGGGGAACACACCUGCAUCCUUAUAUCUGCAAGCUAUGCAAACCAUCCUCCAGAUUCUCCCUCCCUCUCAUUUUCCUAAAAGCAUCCAGGAACUACCUAUACCUCAGGCACUAAAGCCCCUGCCUUGCUUGGGCAAACAGCAUCUGGCAAAAAAUGGGGUAAACAAUUUUCCAUGAUCUACCCUUUUCUCCCUGUGUUAAAAUCAAAGAUAGGUAAUCAGGUAGGAUUUUCAAUGAUGUGUCAGGUUGCAAACCAAGUCCUGGUAUAAUUUUAUUUAUACUAAAUAAAACUACUCUUGGGUAAGUCAUAUAAGGAUUGCUGCUUGUGAAACUUUGAAAUCUGGACAUGUAUUUCACCCUGGUACCACUGAAAAUCCUAGUAAUAUAUUUUGUUAAAUGCCAUUGUUCUUGUUAUUAUUAUGAUUAUUUCAAUGCAAAAAAUCUAUUUUGUUUUAUGCAUGUGAAAGAUUAAAUUCCCUGAACUG